UUAGAAAAUAUUUACAGAGAACUGUCUACAGAUAUUGAGGACUUCACUCAUCCUGGUCAUGGUGAUCUGACUGGCUGGGCCAAGCAAGGAGUGCUGCUGCUCAACGCUGUCCUCACCGUGCGGGCUCACCAGGCCACCUCCCACAAGGAGAGAGGCUGGGAGCAGUUCACGGACGUGGUGGUGUCCUGGCUCAACAAGAACUUGCACGGCGUCGUCUUCAUGCUGUGGGGAGCCUAUGCCCAGAAGAAAGGCAGCUCCAUUGACAGGAAACGCCACCACAUCCUGCAGACGGUUCAUCCCUCGCCCCUCUCUGUCAACAGAGGGUUUUUCGGCUGUCGGCAUUUCUCGAAGACAAACGAGUUGCUCAAGAAAUCCGGGAAGAAGCCCAUUGACUGGCGAGCGCUCUGA
Messenger RNA from Mesitornis unicolor (brown roatelo), 408 nucleotides. It is a transcript of the gene UNG, whose product is annotated as uracil-DNA glycosylase. The record is from RefSeq and is a predicted model, not a curated record. NCBI's taxonomy places the organism in Eukaryota, Metazoa, Chordata, Aves, Mesitornithiformes, Mesitornithidae. Gene Ontology annotation, molecular function: uracil DNA N-glycosylase activity. Gene Ontology annotation, biological process: base-excision repair, AP site formation via deaminated base removal; base-excision repair. The transcript has 3 exons. The annotation marks the transcript as partial. Gene Ontology annotation, cellular component: mitochondrion; nucleus.